Messenger RNA from Rotaria sp. Silwood2, 528 nucleotides. The record is from the annotation of a GenBank genome assembly. NCBI's taxonomy places the organism in Eukaryota, Metazoa, Rotifera, Eurotatoria, Philodinida, Philodinidae.
AUGACAACAUCACGCAAUAUUCUUGGUGCAGAUGUAUUUGAUCAAAAUUUGGAACAUGUUGCAUUGUUAUCAAAUCAAUUGGUACCAAAUGAAUAUUUUACCAAGGAUUUAGCUGAAUUUUGUGACCAUGCAGCGUACCACGGUGAUAUUCAUUCGAUUUCAAUGCCUAUAGUUCUUCUCAACGUGGCAGCCACAAGUACUGAAAAAAGUGGUAUUUGGCGCUCAAACGGAGCAAGUAGUGGUGGUGUAAUCGUGACAGCCUUGCAGAGGAAAUCUAACGGCUCUCAAGUUGAUACAUUUUUUGAGCGACUUACGAUUUGGUGUUUACGACCACCACCAUUAAUGUUUGUGCCAGAAAAUGAAAAGAAAAAGCCGACAAUGGACAGAUUUCCCUCUUUUGAAGAGUUUUGUGUUAUUUUAGGAUUAUUUGAAAAUUUUGAACUAUAUUAUGACGUUGAUGGUGAUAAAAUGAUGGUCGAUUUUGGUAAUAAGUAUACAGCAUUAGGUAUGCAUACCAUUUUAAUUUGA